Paramecium primaurelia is the source of this 102-nucleotide messenger RNA. NCBI's taxonomy places the organism in Eukaryota, Ciliophora, Oligohymenophorea, Peniculida, Parameciidae. The record is from the annotation of a GenBank genome assembly.
AUGAAUCAUAUAAUGGUUUCAGAAGAGCCUCUUUAUGGUAAAGUUGAAUUAAACCCUUUAAACCUAACACAUAAUUAUAAAUAAAAGAUCCUAUUGACUUGA